GAUAUAUACCUAUAUAUAUAUAAUUGCUAUACAUUCAGUCAUUCAGUGGAGCUCACACCUCACGGCUCACGCUCCCUCUGUGUUGCCGUGGGCUCUUAUUAUUCACCUCCCCGUAUACUUGCAUACCUAUCGAAUCGCCGAGGACGACGACAACAUCGCUCCGAUUAGAUAUAAACAAGAAUUCAAACUGAGGUCACGGAAAAGACAUGGAACACGUAUGUACCAACCGAUUCUCAAACUGUCCGUUGCUCCGAAAUUCACAAGUGCCAUCAGUUGAUGUUGAACCUUGUAGGAGAUAAUUAGUGUACUUAUAUAUGCAUUUGUUCGCUGUUUAACGUUGGAUGAGUGAUUUGCUUUGCUGACUGGAUUUUUCAUCAUGACUUUUCCCAUGCGUAAAAAACUCUUUCUCUUGCUCGUUGUCUGGAGGGUCUCUUCCGUUUUCGUUGUUCAGACUUCUCAUGUGCCUGAUGAAUACUGGCAGUCAUUGGAAGUAGCCCACAAAUUGUCCUUUGGUUAUGGUUACUUGACUUGGGAGUGGAUCAAUGGGAUCAGAAGCUACAUGUACCCCUUUUUGAUAUCACUUUUGUUCUCGCUGCUCAAGUUUCUAAGUCUAGACACUCCUACUUUGUUGAUAGUAUUACCAAGGAUCUUCCAAGCCCUUUUGACCGCCUACGCAGACUACAGAUUUUAUGUUUGGACAGGCAGCAAGACUGCAUUAUUCUUACUUUGCAUUAAUUGGUAUUGGUAUUACUGUGCCACUAGAACUUUGAUCAACACUUUUGAAACGUGUUUGACUAUCAUUGCAUUAUCCGAGUUCCCAUGGACAAGAUCCCUAGGAGAUCGAGGUUCCAAGUUUUUGUGGAUCAUUGGUUUUGUAAUAUUUGUACGGCCAACUGCUAUAAUUGUUUGGAUACCUCUCUGCCUUGGUCUUCUUUACAGAACCAGAAACUAUUUUGUGAGAUGUGUUGUAAUUGGCAUGAUCUAUUUGAUUGUUUUUACAAUUGUAGAUAUUGCUUGCUAUGGUAGAUUUGUCUUUACGCCAUGGAAUUUCUUUCAAGUAAAUGUUUUAGAUGGAAUAUCCGAACAAUAUGGAAAAAACCACUUGUUAUGGUAUUUCACAAAUGGUUUACCUGUGGUACUUGGACUAAAUUAUGGCUUACUGGCAUAUUCUUUCCAUAACAUGUGCGAAAGUGCAUUAGCAAAGUCCAAAACACUUCUUUUAUUAGGAUUCUGGACUAUAGCCAUUUAUUCUUUCUUGGCUCACAAAGAAUUACGAUUCAUUCUGCCCACACUUCCUAUGUUUCUCUAUAUAAUAAAUGAAGGUUACUUCCGGCAAACAAUAUCAGAAUCUAAGAAGAACUUUUUGCUUUUCUUAUUGAUCAUAAGUAAUAUAUUCCCGGCACUCUACUUUUCUACUCAGUAUCAGCAAGGGCCAUUGAAGGUCAUGAAUUUUCUUAGAACUGAAAUCGAACAUAGGAAUCCUUCUGAGGUUGACAUUGUCUUUUUAACAAAAUGUCAUUCAACACCUUAUUACAGUCAUCUGCAUAAAAAUGUUUCAAUGAACUUUUUAACUUGCGAACCAAAUUUAAAUGAUGUGAAGAAUUAUGUUAACGAUGCAGAUUACUUUUUUGAUAAUCCAGCAAAGUGGGUCAAACAAAAUUAUUUGAAUAAACCUUUAAAUACUUGGCCUUUGUAUGUUAUUACUUACGACACAACAGCACCAAAAAUUAUAGAAUUCAUCAAGUAUUACACUCAACUAACGAAUUAUUCAGAUACUCACUUCCCUGAACAUGGAAAAUUCAACGAAUAUGUCAUUUACCGAAAAACUGUGAUAACAAAAGACUUUAGAUAAAAGCCUAGAUGAGGUCUGUGAAGCACUAGACAACCUUUCAAUUAAAAACUUGGAACUAAUCGAAGAAAAGGUUCUCCUAAAUAUUCAACUAGAAAACUUGUUACGCCAAGGACACAUAGACCUCGCCAAAGCUCGAUAUAUACGUGGAAAAGAAAGUGUAGGCAUGUUACAAGUUCCCAGCAAAGACAAUGAUAUAAGAUCAGUUUUUGAUUUAGAAACAAGCUAUGGUAAGGGCGAACAAGAGAAAAUCGAAGACAUUCCAAAUUUCGAUAUAAGUUUAAAGAAGUUGAACAAGGAUGAGGAGACGCCACAGGAUCCUAUCAAAUGGUUUGGUGUUCUAGUACCACAGAGUUUAAAAACCGCGCAGAAACAUUUUCAGGACGCUCUUUACCUCGCAGUAAAAAUUGCCAAUGUACAAGCUCAGUUGGCAAAAGUCACAGGUCAGUCUGAGUCUUUGAAAUUGCUAAAAAAAGUCGCUACGUGAUUAAGAUAUUUUUUAAUGAAGAUUUUGUAAUAUAUCAGCGAUGCGUAUUUUUCUAUAAGGUCUAAUUAGUUUUAAAAAGUACAGUGGCUUGUUUGUAAUAUACUUAAUAAACAGAAAAAGUUCAGUUUUUUAUAAA
Messenger RNA from Nasonia vitripennis (jewel wasp), 2472 nucleotides. RefSeq names its product GPI mannosyltransferase 3 (gene PIG-B). Gene Ontology annotation, biological process: vacuolar proton-transporting V-type ATPase complex assembly; GPI anchor biosynthetic process. NCBI's taxonomy places the organism in Eukaryota, Metazoa, Arthropoda, Insecta, Hymenoptera, Pteromalidae. The record is from RefSeq and is a predicted model, not a curated record. Bases 377 to 1852 code for a protein of 491 amino acids. Gene Ontology annotation, molecular function: alpha-1,2-mannosyltransferase activity. The transcript has 3 exons. Gene Ontology annotation, cellular component: extrinsic component of endoplasmic reticulum membrane; endoplasmic reticulum membrane.